ACAUUCCAAGUCUGAACUCUCAAAUAUUCUCAAUCGGUUUUCUCAGUUAUGCUCACCUCUUUACUUGAUGCAUCCAUCUCUUCAUAUAGAACUUUAAUCUUUCUAUUUUCAAAUAGCACUCAAGUAACCGUUGAAAAUAUGGCUGAAAAUAUCUUGAAAUAUGCAUCUGAACACGCAACAGCUGGAUUCGCGGGAAGGGAAACUCGCUGUGCUGCAUGUGACUGCCUGAAACACGAGAAACCUGUUAUAGUCUUCAGCAGCACAGGAAGCACCGCGACGUUGUAGGAGGCGGCUUCAGAAAGUUUUGGCGCGUUCUACCUGUUGAUAACGUUACACCGUUGCCCACCGCCUCAAGCAUGAGUUCUCCAGGAUCAUCCUCAACCUCAAGAGUUUCAGUAGAAGAGCAAGCCCCAUUGCCAAAGCCGGCUGAUCCUGCAGCAAAAUUAUCAAGCGAUGAGAUUGCACCACUUUCAGGAAAUCCAUUCUUUCAUGUAGUUCUUUCAAAAUCACAUGUUCGUCGUAGUUGUCUCAUGGGGCCAUCAAAGGACUUAGUAGAUAUACUUCCAUUUGCUGAGGUCCCUACUGUUCUUAAGUGUGGAGGUGAGAGCUGGGACAUGGUGUAUCGUGGACAUGCUCCGGGUCGCAAGUUCUUCGAUGGAGGCUGGAGAAAAUUUGUCAAAGCUAAUUGUUUGGUAGAGGGAGAUGCUUGUGUUUUCGAGCUCAUGGCAAACAGUGAUGAGAAAAUUGUCUUUGAAGUUCAAAUUCUCAGAGGUGAUGUCCCCAAAGUGUUUUUUAAAAGGGAUAGAAUUGGUGAAAGUGAACAGAAGCCAAUUGUCAUUGACUAGUGAACCGCAAUAUGGUAUAGUAUUGCAGGGUUUCUUUUGGUGCUUAGGUUGCUGCAACUAAUUGUUUGGAAUAUCUGUUUAGUGAAUGAAUGCAUUGGAAUAUUUUUGUAUAUUGUGUUGUUGACUUGCUCUAGAUAGAUAGUAAGUGCUUGAGUAUGCAAUGUAAAAUAUGUUUCAUAAAUCAAAAAAUAUGUCAUCAUAAUAAGUAUACUCGGUUAUUGGAAUAGCUAAAUUUGUUUGGGAUGUCUUUGGGUAUGAAUUUGAUUUUUGAUAUGGGGAAGAUGUGUUAAGCAAUGGCCUAAUAUGCCCUUUAUUUAUUUUAGUCUGUUUAUAGUCGCAACUAUUGUCAUAGUCAACAAGGUGGAAACUUCCAAGAAAAGACUUAGAAAUGGGAGGCCGGGCGAUCCUGCCGGUGAACUGACUGUACCUCAAACCAGCACAGGGGAAUGCUUCGAAAUCUUCGGCAUUGAGCUUUUGUUUGUGGACAAAUGCAACUUGUCCUGGUGGAGGAAGAUGGGUAAUCUCACUUAUUAGCAUCAAAACCACAGUGGAUAUAGUUGGUCUUUCUUUUGUCAAUUCUUGCAC
Arachis duranensis is the source of this 1430-nucleotide messenger RNA. Its product is annotated as B3 domain-containing protein Os04g0386900. Gene Ontology annotation, molecular function: DNA binding. NCBI's taxonomy places the organism in Eukaryota, Viridiplantae, Streptophyta, Magnoliopsida, Fabales, Fabaceae. The transcript has 5 exons. Bases 357 to 845 code for a protein of 162 amino acids. The record is from RefSeq and is a predicted model, not a curated record.